This is a messenger RNA of Cuscuta europaea, 3617 nucleotides long. The record is from the annotation of a GenBank genome assembly. Lineage: Eukaryota; Viridiplantae; Streptophyta; Magnoliopsida; Solanales; Convolvulaceae.
CCUGGUGUUUUGCUUGCUGUGUUUGGGUCGUUUGGGCCUGGCUGUGGUGGUGGAAGUGUGUGGACCGGAGGAUCUUGGGCCAUAUACUCCAUCAGGAGUCCCCCACUCCUUUUGUCGAGAGCUUCUCGAGGGAAAUAGAAGUGUUGUAAAGUCUCCGGUGGCUGCCUUGAUGUAGUUGUGAAGUAGUGAAAACAUUGCUUUUUCCGUGUUUAGCCGAGGGCCGACCCCCCACACAUUAGAGUCGAGGGUUUGUUGGUUUUUCAGCAGGUAGCCGAGGGCUGAGGUCGACACCUCUUGAUCCAAAAUGGGGAGAUGCCUCGUUAAAAUCUCAUUAGGAAAAAACCCAGUGGGAAAAAAACCUAAUGAGGGAAAAAAAGUGCACCAGAUGCCCCCAAAAUGAAGCAAGGGGGGUGAAACCUUCGGCGUGAGAUACAUGAUCAUGUUAAGGCCGAGGGCCGUUCACUGUCUGAGGGCAUGACCGUUGGGAGUAGUCGUCGGAAUAUGACCGUAGUUGAUGAAUACAAAUGAAUAUUCCGGUGCUUGCCGAGGGGAGUCCCCCAGUCCCUCAUACCUUGAGGGGCUGAGAGCUUCCUGAGGGGAAGUGUAAGUGAGUCGCCUUUGCAAUUUUGGUGAAGUCGGCGAGGAUUCUUUGAAAACUGGCGUAUUUCCCGAGGGGUUCCCCAGUCCACCACACCUUCGUGCUGAGGGCUAACUCUGGAUGAAGGGGUUUGAAUGUGAUAACCCGAGGGCUUGCUUUGUUGUCGUUUGAAGGGUGCCAGCCGAGGCCACCUCAGUGUUUCAAAAAUAGCCGUUGGGAUAUGACCGUUGGGGGAGCCGGCCACGUGGCGAGGGAUAGUUGGCUUGUUCCGGGCGGGUGUCGCAAGUUGGUUGACGCGACGGUUCGUGAUGAUGGGCUUUAAACCCGAGGCCCAGAUUCAGGCCUGAAUCGUGGUUUCAGGAGGCUAUAAAUACCCCUGGUCUGAACCCAUUUUCCUUGUGCGAUUUUUAGUUGAAGCGAAGCUCUGCCAAAUUUUAUAGAGAGAGAAAGCCCUUUGUUCGAUCCAACCUUUUCUACCGAGGUCAGUUCUUCCCCCGUUCUUGGUAUUUCUUGCCUACUUUGCUUCGCCUCCUUUAGAUUUAGUGUUAGUGGCCUUAGGGUUUCUGUCACCUGAACCUCCUAAUAUAUUAUUGAAGGAUGUAAUCCACAAGUAUUCCCAUGAUAUCUUGAGAGAGCCUUCGGUCCAGUCUGAGACAUGGUCGGAUGAGAGAUCAGUAGAAGAUGAGGCUUCAUCUAACGGUGACUCUGCUGAGGCCAUGGAGGUCCAGAGCAACCUCAGAGCCGAGGCUGAGGCCGAGGAAUUUGAGCAAGUGAACGAGGACGAGGAGCUGGCCCUCGUCGUUCAUACCGCGGAGGAGGAGAAGGAGCGACAACAAGUUACUGUUGAUAUCCCCUUGGCAGUGGCCAGCGGAGCGGGGACUUCACGAGCCCUCAUUCCAGAACCCCUUAGAGCUGCGUCGUUGAAGAAGAAGAAGGUGAAAUCAGCUUCCAAGAAGAAGCAAGCGGCUGCAGAUGCCGGGAAGCCCGUCGGUAUUCCUAAGGGGUAUUCGUUUCUGAAUACCAUGACCCUCGAUCUAAAGACGAAAGCUCAAGCGGCCGACUACCACGCUACACAACUAUAUGCUGGGCCCUCGACGACUGUGGUAGAACCGGGACCCACUAACCUGUUGUCUCGCCCCCCGAAGGCUGCUUCACCGUGCAUGUCCUCUUGGUGGAAAUAGGCCUUCGGUUCCCUCUCCAUCCGUUCAUGGUGGAGUACUUGAACUUCGUAAACCUGGCCCCCUGCCAGUUGACUCCCAAUAGCCACUCCUAUAUCGUCGGCUUCCUAUCCCUUUGCCGCUCCAUUGAUGUGGAGCCCUCCCUAGACCUCUUCUUUCUCUGCUUAAACUUGUGCCGGGGUGGUCACGUAAAUUGCGAAGGUUUCGCCAACCUCCAACAGGUCCCGGAAUGGAGGCUGUUCUCAGAGGUUCCUUCGUCCCACAAAGGAUGGAGGGAACGUUUCUGCUACAUCUGUAUGGCGGAGAAUUCGUUUCCCGCGCCCCUUCGAGACAAUUUCUGGCGCAUUCGAAAGUGGGGAGUGCCGCUCUCGAGAAAUCGGCAAAGAAGAUAUCAGCUAAGCUGGAGGGGCCCGAGGACGUGGUGACGAUUGAUGAUGCCACCCUCCCGAACGACUUGUAUAGCCUGGGCUUCCGGCGUUACCGCCUGUUUGGGGAGAGUGACGAGAAGUAUCCGAUGAUAGAUCGGGUUUACGAGAGCGUCGAAGGUGCUACCAUGGACGUCCAAUCCUUCGUGGCGUUGAAGAGGCAGAAGGGAAAGGCCCAGGCUAAAAAGAGGAAGGAGCCGACGGCCCAGAAGCCGGUGGAUGUCUUCUUCAGGAAGGAGGGGGAGGAUCCUUCCGAAGCCGCCCCCGCUGGUGAUGGAGCUAGGGGCUCUCAGGCCGAUGCGGCCAAGAAGAAGAAAAAGCCGGUGAAGGGGCAUGAGCCAUCAGCAAAGAAACAGAAGGUGGAUGAAUCCGGCAAGCAGCCUGCUUCUGACGACGUGAUCGUUGUAGACGACGUCGCUGGCUCCGUCCCCACGCCUCCAGAGUUUGUCAAUGAGGAUUUCUUCGGCUGGGAAAAGCUGGAGGCUUUCGUGCCGAAGGGCAUCUCUGUCUUCAUGGCCACUCUCUGCCCCUCGGUCUUCAUGAGCCAGGUGAUGCCUUCGGGCGAUAGGGUGGCCCUCGCCCAGACGGACGAUGACGCUCUCAACUCCAGGACUCUCCUGAAUAGUGCCUCCACCUAUAUGGGCCUGUGCGAGCAUCUCCGAAGGGACGAGCAGCUGAGGAAGACCAAACUCGUUGCUGAUGAGGAGAAUUCUGGCCUCCGGAAAAAGAUGGCCGAUCUUGAGGAGACCCUCCAGACGGCAAUGGAGGGUGUGGACCAACGGUUGGAGGCUGCCAAGGCCGAGGGCAGGGCUGAGGGUAAGACCGAAGCUGAGAAGGUUGCCAGGGAGGCUGCCUAAGCUGUUGCUGAAGCCGCCGAGAGGGCCAAGAUCGAGGCGGUGGGCGUGGCUGAGAAGUCCGCUGUUGAUGCCUUCGUCUCUGAGGGCUGGAUGGACGAGGACAGGAAAGAGUGGGUCUCCUUGGUAGUGGAGAAGAGCGUGUAUGCCUGGGUUGAAGGCCCCGACAAAAUGUGGUUGGCUGUGAAAGGCGAAUCAUAUUAUCAAGGGGGUGAGUUCUUCACCCAACACCUAAUAUACCGGAAGUUGGCCUGGCAUCUCAACAUUCCUCCAGAGAGUUUUGAGCCAAAAUCCCACGGUCUCCCCCCCUCGGUAGCCAGAUAUCAGAAUCCCCUCCCACCGGAUGUGGAGAGGCCGACCCUGGAAGACUCCGAGCUGAUGAGGGAGUGCGCUUUGGUGAUGAAGACGAGGCUAUUGAGGGUUCCACCUCCAAGGCCGAUGAGGGCGUUGCAGAAGAGGGCGUAGUUACUUGUACUUAGAUUUUUUUGAACAAUGUUGUGUAAUAACAUUUCUUAACUUCCGGCUUCGGCAUGAUGUAACAAACACCUCUAUUGUUUUUGUU